Entamoeba invadens IP1 is the source of this 315-nucleotide messenger RNA. RefSeq lists its product as hypothetical. The record is from RefSeq and is a predicted model, not a curated record. The transcript has a single exon. NCBI's taxonomy places the organism in Eukaryota, Evosea, Mastigamoebida, Endamoebidae. The coding region runs from base 1 to 315 and encodes 104 amino acids.
AUGAUUGAAGAUGUUAAUAUUGCUUUUCAAGCAAUAUCCGUUGAAUUAACAAGUCAACAACCUGCAAUAAAUGAGCCACACUUUGUUUCGCAACAAAUCUGUGAACAAAAUCCAAACAUCAUGAUAAACACUUACAACGAUGAUGGUAUCAAUGAGGAGCACAACGAUUCAUCUUAUCCAGAUAGAACAGCACAUCCCAACACUGCUACACCCCCUAUGAUAGACACAACACAAACACCAAUAGGUGUUGUUCAUCAAACACCAUUUAAUCUUGAAACAAACUUAGAUAAGAAACAGACCACUUUGGGGGUUUAG